Eruca vesicaria subsp. sativa (arugula) is the source of this 1693-nucleotide messenger RNA. The record is from the annotation of a GenBank genome assembly. NCBI's taxonomy places the organism in Eukaryota, Viridiplantae, Streptophyta, Magnoliopsida, Brassicales, Brassicaceae.
GUUUGUGAAGUGGAUGGGAUGUUGUUGUGGUGGGACACAACUCAUAGAGGAAAAUGGAACAGAAGAGUUCAGCUUCGGAGGCUGUAGAGAUGUUAUGUUUCAUCAUCCUCAAACCAAAUCUUGUGAAUUUCUUGCCCAUCUUCCUUCUUCCAUCCCUCUUGAUUCCGGGUAUGAUCAUAUACACAUGACUCACAUAAAUAUACUGUUACAUAUGAUAUAUCUAGAGAUUGAAACAUGGACUUUUUUAUAUAGGAUAUAUGCGGAGACUCUUCUGACUAACCAGACUGGUUGGUUAAGUGAGAGCUCAGAACCAGGCUUUAUGCAGGAGACGAUCUGUACAAGGGUUUUAAUUCCUAUACCCGGAGGGUUAGUGGAGCUAUUUGCGACUAGACAGGUAGCUGAAGAUCACAACGUGGUAGAUUUUGUAAUGGGGAAUUGCAACAUGUUGAUGGCUGAAACCACAACGAUCAACGUAAUGGUAGCGGAUGAGGUCGAGUCCAAGCCAUACGGGAUGUUAUCUGGUGACAUCCAUCAAAAGGGUUCAAAGGAUGAAGAUAUGAUGAAUCUUCCAUCUCCUUACGAUAUUUCUGCGGAUCAAAUGCGGCUUAAUUUCUUGCCUCAGAUGAGUGAGUAUGAUGCCCAACAACACUUGAAGGUGAAGAGUGAUGAUUAUCAUCACCAAGACUUGGGAUGUCUCCCGGAGAAUGGUAACAAGGAGAUGACGGGCAUGAACCCUUUUAACACGGUGGCAGAAGAGGGGUUGUCAGUGAUGGGCGAGCAUAGCUUGCUUUUGAACGAACAGCAAGUGGCUAACGAUAAGGAAAUGAAUGAGAACGGAACUGGUUCGGAUUGUAGCGACCAGAUAGAUGAUGAAGAUGAUCCUAAGUACAAGAAGAAGACAGGAAAACAUUCUCAAGCUAAGAACCUGAUGGCUGAGAGACGGAGAAGGAAGAAGCUAAACGAUAGGCUUUACGCUCUUCGGUCACUUGUUCCUAGGAUAACCAAGUUGGAUAGGGCAUCGAUUCUUGGUGAUGCGAUCAACUACGUAAAGGAGUUGCAGAAUGAGGCAAAGGAGCUUCAAGACGAGCUUGAAGAGAAUUCAGAGACUGUGGAAGGAUCUAACAGGCAGCAAGGAGGGAUGAGCCUGAACGUGGGGACUGUGGUCACUGGGUUUCACCCGGGGCUUUCAUGUAACUCCAACGUUCCUAACCUUAAACAAGAUGUUGAUCUUGAGAAUGCUAAUGAUAAAGGACAAGAAAUGGAGCCGCAGGUGGAUGUGGCUCACUUAGAUGGGAGAGAGUUUUUCGUAAAGGUGAUUUGUGAAUACAAACCAGGAGGCUUUACAAGGCUAAUGGAGGCACUUGACUCUUUGGGACUUGAGGUUACAAAUGCUAACACGACUCGCUUCCUCAGUCUUGUCUCUAAUGUCUUUAAAGUUGAGAAAAAUGAUAGCGAGAUGGUGCCAGCUGAACAUGUGAGGAACUCCUUGCUGGAAAUAACCCGGAACACAUCUAGAGGAUGGCAUGAUGACCAGAUGGCAACAGGUUCCAUGCUAAACAAUAAGAACGAAGUUGACAUUCAACACUAUGAUGAUCACCACCAUCACAGCGGUCAUCAUCACCUACAUGAUCAUCAGAUGAAUCACAGUGCUCACCAUCAUCACCAACACAUCAACCAUUACCAAAACCAAUAA